Penicillium vulpinum is the source of this 2409-nucleotide messenger RNA. RefSeq lists its product as uncharacterized. Gene Ontology annotation, molecular function: DNA-binding transcription factor activity, RNA polymerase II-specific; DNA binding; zinc ion binding. NCBI's taxonomy places the organism in Eukaryota, Fungi, Ascomycota, Eurotiomycetes, Eurotiales, Aspergillaceae. Gene Ontology annotation, biological process: regulation of DNA-templated transcription; DNA-templated transcription. The record is from RefSeq and is a predicted model, not a curated record. The transcript is spliced from 4 exons. The coding region runs from base 1 to 2409 and encodes 802 amino acids.
AUGAAAGUUGCAAUACCCCGGCAAAGGUCCAUCGUUGUGCCGACAUCCAACAAACGAGUCUCACGGGCAUGCGAAUCAUGUCAUCAGCGAAAAAUAAAAUGCAAUGGCCAGACUCCAACUUGUAGACAGUGUGAAGAAACAAAAGCUACGUGCACAUAUCCGCUAAAGUCGCGUGAGAAAACAACACAACAAAUCGGAAGUCUUCAUGAGAGAGUACAGGAUUACGAAACGCUGUUGAAAGAGAUAGAAAAUCAGGUCGACGGCCAAGCUGCCAAGCGCAUCAAAGAUCUGCUCCAGAAGUACAACUCCAAUACAAACUAUGCAUCAAAUGGAAGUUCCCAAGCGUCUCGGGGCCAUAGUGGUACUAGGCGAUCCAGUUCAUCUUCUUCCAUCGGAUCAUUGGAAGCGGUAGAUCGAGUUGAGCAAGAUGUCAACUUAACCGAAAGCUCCCGUGCCACUGGAUAUAUGGGCAAGAGUUCGGAGGUUACGUGGAUGGGCCGUGUGGAGGAAGAAACCGAACUUCGCAGCCGCGAGAAAUCACCAAAAAUUACAUCCAAAGAUCAUGACAAAGUUCCCCCAUGCACGGUCAGCUAUCAUCUUGAUGACCUUGGUAUCGAUGCACCAGGGCCGGUACAAAUGUAUUGGGUACCUCCUCAACCAUUGGCAGAUCAUCUGUUUGAAACUUAUCUGCGCGCAGUUCACCCGCAUUUCCCCAUCAUCAACAGUACUCUGUUUUCCACCCAAUACAGGAACUUCGUCGAUGAUAUGUUUUAUGCGGGUGAUAAAUGGUUGGCGAUAUUGAAUAUGAUCUUCGCUAUUGCGACAGAAUACUUAUAUAACAGUGAUGCGACACAGCGGGGGGAUAGCAAAGACCAUCUCUUCUACUUGACUCGAGCUAGAAUGCUAAGUUUGAGCGGCGACAGUCUAUUCCAACAUCCCGAUCUUCAACAAGUGCAAAUAGAGGGGUUGAUUGCAUUCCACAUGCUAUCUACAAACCAGAUUAAUAGGGCAUGGAAAAUCUCAGCUUUAGCACUUCGAUCCGCCAUCUCGCUCGGAAUCAACUUGAAGACCAGUUCAAAUAAAAGGCGCGGUGUGUCCAAGGAGAUGCUCUGUCGAGUUUGGUGGUGUCUUUACACGGUCGAAGAAAAGCUAGGCUCGAUGACUGGUCGGGCAACCUCUAUUUCGUUCCAUACGUAUACCACCCAACUACCCCUUCCCUUCGACGAGGAUCAUUUAUCCGAUCCAUCAGCUACGGAACUCCUCGAUGACCUUGGUAUGAGAGAGAAACGCGUGAACAUGGCCAUGACCAGCCCGUACCUUCGUCACGCCGACCGUCAACCGACCGAAGAAGGACUUGCUGGGCGCUCGUGGCUUAAAAGCCUGCCAAUAAACCCCAGUCUCUAUUUCCUAUACUACUGUGAUCUCACAGUUGUGAGCCAAGAGAUCCUAGACCGUGUGUAUUCAGCAGCGAGCGCGACAGUAUCAUGGAACAAGAUCAAGGGCACCAUUAGACGGCUGAAGUCAAGCGUUGAUGCAUGGUUAUCUACUCUCCCACCAGGGCUGGACUUCACUUCCAUGAAAGAUGAAGAUCAGCAAACCUACUGGGCGAAGACAAACUUGGCAUUCCAUUAUCACAGCACACGCAUUGUCUUAGGUCGACCGUGUCUCUGCCGACACAACCCAAAGCGACGCGAGAGAUCAAGGAAAAGUCUUGACCAGUGGGGAUUCAGCCACGAAAUGGCUGUGAUGACCCUAGAGUCGACCAUUUCCACUCUCGAUUUGCUGCCCGACGAGCCAGAUACUGUGUAUUUAUACCAGGUUUGUCCAUGGUGGUGUUUCCUUCAUUACAUCAUGCAGACAUCGACGGUAAUCAUCUUGGAACUGUCUUUUGGCUGUGUGCAUAUGCCAGAUCGAGAAAUUAGUCUGGUUCAGUCAGCGAAGAAAUCUGUCCGAUGGCUCUACAUGAUGUCUACGCAUUGCAUAGCGUCGUAUCGUGCAUGGCAACUUUGUGAAAGUGCUGUUCGUCGACUGGUGUCUAGCAUGGGAUACGAUGACAGCGAUAUACCACGACCUACAAACCAGCAGCCUGAGGAUGUGUUUGGUGAUCAUGCUAGCCUUGAAAUACCUGCACGGCUUGAUGGCGGAGUUGACGGUGCUCAACAUCCACCUUAUAACGGUCAAUCUCAGUCGUCAAAUCUUCCCCAAGGUCAUGCAGUGGAUCAUUACAAUAAUGGCGCAGACCUCUCGGAUUCUUUGGCGUCUGAGUUUUUAUCUGCUGAAAGUAAUCAAGAGUCCACUGCGGGCGAUCCGCAUUUCCCUUUGGAUCCGAUUAGUGAAGAGUUCAUUCGUUAUUUCUUCCCUACCUUUGAUGGAGAGGAAAAUUCCGGCAGCGAAAAUCACACAUUCUGA